UUAUUAACGUAGCUUGCCGGAGCGAUGUCAAAGUUGUCCGUCGUGAUCGUCGAGAGCUGAAUAGUUGCUAUGUCUCCAACUAUGACAGCUGACGCUUGACGGGCCGAAACUCCGGCCGUGCCAAACUGUUGAUACACUAUUCGGGCGUCUUGUCUCAACUCCUCAUUCUGGGCAUUCCUAUAUACGCAUUGCAUACCGAUUACGGACGAAUGGCAUCAGUAAUAGACUUGCAUGAUAUUAUAUAAACAAAUUUGGCAGACCAGCAUUCAACUUUAAUGCCAAUUACUUCACAAUUACUUGUACAUAUCAGACACCAGCGCGAUACGUCCAAGUUAUAUGAUAACUCCCAUCUAAGUAUCCUCGAUGUCUUCAGAUCUUACCAACGUUUUAAUCUCCUGCCACUGCGGUGCCGCGAAGCAGACGGUGACCAUAGGCUUUGAGUCACAAAAGACAGCAGGACCACAAGAUACAAGCAUCGACCACAGUUACGAUUACCGUCACAACACCGGCCUACUAUGCGCUUCGUAUGCACCUAUCCAAGUCCCAAAUUUACUCAACAACCUCGUCGCUUAUCCUGAAGUGUCUCCUGAUACCGAUUCUGUUACUACUCGACACUACUUCUGCAGUACUUGUGGUUGCCACGUCUUCAGAAGACGACACACCCCUACUGAAAGGGAAUCAUGGGGCGUAGCCACGGGGGUCAUUGCAGGAAGGGUUGGAGCUGACGGACAGCUGAUAGAAACCGAUGACCGAGAUUUGCUAAGGGUCUAUGGGUAUACGGGCGUUGCCGAAACUAAGGACGGUGGCCUAGCUCCAUUCAUACACGAAAGCGUAGGAAAUGAACUUCCCACACCGGGCCCGGUGAAGGGAGAAGCAAAGGGUGGAGGUGAGGAUGUACUCGAAGCGCACUGCCACUGCAAAAACGUCCAAUUCAGCAUCACCCGCCCUGAUGCAUCAAGUCAUCUUCCGCGCUCCAAUUUCCCAGAUCUCAUAACACCAUAUGCUACCUCACUGAAUCAAGAAUACACCAACCCACAAGACGAAAAGUGGUGGCUCCGUCCACGCAGCAAAGAUGAUUCAACCUUGACCCGGUAUCUAGCAGGGACUUGCGCCUGCCGCUCGUGCCGAUUGAUUUCCGGCUUCGAGAUCCAAGUAUGGGCGUUUAUACCACGGAGUAACAUAUUCUUCGUCCCUCCUACUACCGCUCCUUCAUCCACGCUUAACACCAUCCCACUCGACUUCACCACCCUCCCAUCAGGUAUCCUCAAGUCCUACGAAAGCAGCCCAGGCGUACAACGAGAGUUCUGCCCCCGCUGCGGCGCCACGGUUUCCUGGCAUGAUCGCUGGCGGCCUGAGCUCAUCGAUGUGAGCAUUGGGCUACUAGAUGCCCCCGAGGGAGCGUUGGCGGGGAAUUGGUUAGAUUGGUGGCAUGGCCGGGUUAGUUUCGAAGAGGAUGCAGAUAAUGGACGGGUUGGAGGGGCGGCGCGUUGGGCUACGGGACUCAUAGGUAAACUUGCGGAAGGGUUGAGAUCGUCGGAGAAUAGAGGGAGGGAAGGUUGAAAAGGAGGUCCCUAGGAUU
Messenger RNA from Hypoxylon trugodes, 1579 nucleotides. RefSeq lists its product as uncharacterized. The transcript has a single exon. Lineage: Eukaryota; Fungi; Ascomycota; Sordariomycetes; Xylariales; Hypoxylaceae. The record is from RefSeq and is a predicted model, not a curated record. The coding region runs from base 364 to 1560 and encodes 398 amino acids. Gene Ontology annotation, molecular function: carbon-sulfur lyase activity.